UUUGUUAUGUCUGUCAAAGAACUGACUUGAUUCUUUUGUUAUUUGAGGUUUACUCGUGAUGCAAAAUCAGCACUGGUUCGGAAGAUUACUAGAGUUUUUACAAACAAAUUUGAUGGUCCAUUCUACAAUUGGUCAUGUGUGCCUCCGGAUAGACGAGAAAGAUACUUCCUUGAGUUUGCGAAAACACACACUUGGGAUCCUUUAAUAACAGGAACAGUGCAACAGUAUUUCUAUGACAUAUGCCAACGACGGAUGAAAAACAUGGUUAGCGACGUUAGGACUAGUCGAGUGCAACCUAAAUGGAUCGAGGGUGACCUGUGGAAAGUAAUGGUUGCUCAGUGGGAGACUGAAGAAGCACAAGAAAGGAGUCGAAUCUAUUCCAAAGCUCGCAUGUCAGACCGUAAUGGUCUCGGUCCUCACAUGCACUUAUCUGGGCCAACAUCUUAUCAACAAGUCAAACAAGGCUUGGAAGAAAAACUUGGGAGACCAGUGAGUCUCGGUGAGGUUUUCAAAGAAACUCAUACAAAGCCAGAUGGUACAUAUGUGGAUCGCAAGGCUGAGAAGAUCUUUACAACUUAUGAGAAAAACUUACAAGCUAAGCUAUCUGAGAUUGAGUCAGAUCCUUCACAAGUUCAUGAGCUCACAGCAGAAGAUUAUACUGCCAUCUUUCUUCAGUCCACCGAGAAGGAUUCACGAGGUAAUAUUUUUGGGCUCGGUAGCCUCAAGGAUCAUCUUCAGGGUCUUCUCAAUGGCAGCAGCUAUCAUCAACAAGGACAGUCAUCAUCGUUUGUAGCAUUGCAAGAGCAAAUGAAGGAAGCUCAAAGGAUCAUUGAAGAACAAGUUGCUUAUGCGACAAAACGUGAUGCUGAGUUUGCUGCUCGUGAAGCAGAACAUUCCAAAGUUGUGGCUGAGCAACAGAAGAAGAUAGAUCGCUUGGAAAAGUUCAUGCAGAAACUUGAUCCGGCCUUUCUCGAGUUCCAUGAGUCUGAAUCAAGUGAUGCACCCAUCGACCCUCCUACAUAAAGUGCAUCUCCUCCUUAGGUUAAUUCUUAGGCUACUUAUCUCUCUCUAUUUCUUACUCUAAUGAACUUGACAAUUUGGGAUGAUGUGUUCUUCCUUAUCACUUAAGAGAAUCAUAGUGUUAGGUUCUCUCUUUUGGUUGUGACAAAAAUAUGGUUCUCUCUUUUUGUAAUGGCUUAUGUGGUGUACUAAUUACAAUUAUGGUUAACUUUUGGUAAUUAAAAAUGCAAAUUUUAAGGC
Molecule: messenger RNA, 1260 nt
Organism: Camelina sativa (false flax)
Lineage: Eukaryota; Viridiplantae; Streptophyta; Magnoliopsida; Brassicales; Brassicaceae
Source: RefSeq, a predicted model, not a curated record